CGUCCGCACAGCGCCAUGGCUGCCCUCCGCGCCCUGCUGCCCCGCGUCCGCGGCCCGCUGCGCCCCCUCCCCGGCUCCGCGGCCUUGCGCCCCUUCUCUUCGGGUGCUGGCUUUCAGUACAUCAUCGCAGAAAAGAAGGGGAAGAACAGCAACGUGGGCUUCAUCCAGCUGAACCGCCCCAAAGCCCUGAAUGCCCUCUGCAACGGCCUGAUUACCGAGCUCAACCAGGCCCUGGAGGCCUUCGAGGAGGACCCAGCCGUGGGGGCCAUUGUCGUCACGGGUGGGGAGAAGGCGUUUGCAGCCGGAGCUGAUAUCAAAGAGAUGCAGAACCAGACGUUCCAGGACUGUUACUCCAGGAAGUUCUUGAGCCACUGGGACCGGCUUGCGCAAGUCAAGAAGCCGAUCAUAGCUGCUGUCAAUGGCUACGCCCUUGGUGGAGGCUGCGAACUUGCUAUGAUGUGUGACAUCAUUUAUGCUGGAGAAAAGGCCCAGUUUGCACAGCCGGAAAUCCUGCUGGGAACCAUCCCAGGUGCAGGGGGCACCCAGAGACUGACCCGCGCUGUUGGAAAGUCAUUGGCCAUGGAGAUGGUUCUCACUGGUGAUCGGAUCUCGGCCCAGGACGCCAAGCAAGCAGGUCUCGUCAGCAAAAUAUUUCCUGUGGAGAGACUGGUCGAGGAGGCCAUCCAGUGUGCUGAGAAAAUCGCCAGCAAUUCUAAAAUCGUACUGGCAAUGGCCAAAGAAUCCGUGAACGCAGCUUUUGAAAUGACAUUAACAGAAGGAAACAAGCUGGAGAAGAAGCUCUUCUAUUCAACUUUCGCUACCGAAGACCGGAAGGAAGGGAUGACCGCGUUUGUGGAAAAGAGAAAAGCCAACUUCAAAGACCAGUGAGCAGCACUGCCUCCGCCUUGAGCCCUCCACUUAAAGACAAGUUGCAGCCUGACCGUCUUUGAGCAGAUAAAUCCUUCUCUCGUAAAGGGCCGCACGGGUGACACCAGUUUCUCUUCGCCAGCCGGGCUCUUGCUCCCCUGGGUGGCGGGCCGUCUUCACCCAGCGGCCGUGAGAACCCAGGCGGGGGCAUGUUCACGCUCUCACUGAACCUGUUCUUAAUCAGAAGUUACGGGGGCGCCUGGGUGGUGCACUGGGUUAAGUGACUGACACCCAGCCCAGGUCAUGUCUCAGGGUUGUGGGAUCGAGCCCCACGGAGGGCCCUGCUCAGCAGGGAGCCUGCUUUAGGUUCUCGAUCCCUCUGCCCCCCCCCCACUUGGGUGCGUGCGCUCGCUCGCACACUCGCUCAGAUCAAUAAAAAUCUUUCUAACAGUUCUGCUCAUGA
This is a messenger RNA of Neogale vison (American mink), 1330 nucleotides long. RefSeq names its product enoyl-CoA hydratase, short chain 1 (gene ECHS1). Gene Ontology annotation, molecular function: enoyl-CoA hydratase activity. Gene Ontology annotation, cellular component: mitochondrion. Lineage: Eukaryota; Metazoa; Chordata; Mammalia; Carnivora; Mustelidae. The transcript has 8 exons. The coding region runs from base 16 to 888 and encodes 290 amino acids. Gene Ontology annotation, biological process: fatty acid beta-oxidation. The record is from RefSeq and is a predicted model, not a curated record.